AUGUCUAUCACAAUGGUUGCAGCACAAUUCUCGUCACUGAGAGAACGACAGGCUGCCGUAUCGCCGUCUCCCAAUAAACAUUGCACUACUGAAAGAGGUACAUCUGCCCUCGUUCCAUCACCACGAGCCGUUGUCCUCACCAUCAACAACAUACACCUUCAAACCGCCAAAAUGGUCAGCCCCUGCCUUGCUCUCGAGGAGGCCAAGAAGUUCCGUGUGCCUCCUCCCGUCGGCGCUGCCCACAGUAUCGCCCUACCGGGCUCUGCACAGCCGGGUCGCAGCGCUGUCUACCGACACUGGAGGGCCAAGGAUGGCGUGCUCGUCACCCUCGACCCGUCCAUCAAGACCGCUCAUGACUUCUUCGAGCAGAGCGCCGCUCGUGUCCCCAAGAAUCGCUGCUUGGGUCGCCGUGAGUACGAUGCUGAGAAGAAGACCUGGGGUCCAUACAUCUGGGAAUCAUAUGGCGACGUGCACAAGCGGAGAGCCAACCUCGGUUCCGGUUUGGUCGCCCUGCACGAACAGGUCGGUGUCACUGGUACCCAGUACGGUGUCGGAAUCUGGUGCCAGAACCGUCCCGAGUGGCAGAUUGUCGACCUGGCCUGCCAGUCGCAAUCACUCUACAGCGUCUCGCUCUACGACACCCUCGGCCCGGACACCACCGAGUACAUUGUCAACCACUCCUCCUUGACCUCGAUCGCCGCCUCAAUCGACCACAUCCCAACCCUGUUGAAGUUGGCCUCGCGAUGCCCCACCCUCAAGAUCAUCGUCUCCCUCGACCCGCUCUCCAAUGGUGAGCUCCCCGGCCGAUCGAAGAAGGACCUGUUGGACGCCAUGGCUGCCGGCACUGGCAUCACGAUCUACGACUUGCGCGAUGUCGAGAAGCUUGGCGAGACCAGCGGUCGAGGCUACCGUCCUCCCCGUCCCGAGGACAUUGUCACCAUCAACUACACCUCCGGCACUACCGGCAACCCCAAGGGUGUCGCGCUUACCCACUACAAUGCUGUGGCCGCUGCGUCCUCCUCCUUCUGUAUCGUCAAGCAGGGCGGUGACAACGACGUCAUCAUCUCCUACCUGCCCUUGGCGCACAUCUUUGAGCGUGUUGCCGAGCACUCCGCUCUUUGGGCCGGUAUCGGUAUCGGUUUCUUCCACGGCAACAUCCUUGAGCUGGCCGAUGACUUGAAGCUUUUGCGCCCGAGCUCCUUCAACAGUGUGCCCCGUCUCUACAACCGUUUCGGAGGUGCAAUCAAGGCGCUUACCGUCGAGGCCGAGGGCUUCCGUGGUACCCUCUCCCGCCACAUCGUCGAGACCAAGCUGCACAACUUGACUGAGCUGCCGAUCGAGAAGCGCACCAACAAGCACUUCCUCUACGACCGCAUCUGGGCUAAGAAGGUGCAAACUGCUCUCGGUCUGGACCGUGCUGCCACCAUGAUUUCUGGUUCGGCGCCUCUGGACCCCUCGCUCCACCAGUUCCUCCGCAUUGUCUUCGCCAACCAGUUCAUCCAGGGUUACGGUCUCACCGAGACCUAUGCCAUCGCCUUGGCCCAGCUCGAGGGCGACUUUGGCGCCGGCAGCUGUGGUGCCGUCACUCUGUCCACCGAGCUCUGUCUCUUGGAUGUGCCCAGCAUGGACUACCACUCCACCGACAAGCCCAACCCGCGUGGUGAGCUGCUCAUUCGCGGCCCGACCGUGUUCAAGGAAUACUACAAGAACGAGAAGGAGACCAAGAAGGCCUUUACUGACGACGGCUGGUUCCGCACCGGUGACAUCUGCGAGGUGGACGAGCUCGGCCGCUUCCGCAUCAUUGACCGUGUCAAGAACAUCCUCAAGUUGGCCCAGGGCGAGUACGUCAGCCCCGAGCGCAUUGAGAACGUCUACUUGGGCAACUGCCCGUGGUUGGCCCAGGGCUACGUGCACGGCGACAGCACUCAGUCGACCCUCGUCGGAAUUUUCGGCGUCCAGCCCGAUUUGUUCGCCGUUUUCCUGCAGAAGCAGCUCGGCAUCACCGUCAACCACACCGACAUCGCUGCCCUGACCGCCGCGGCCGCUGAUUUGAAGGUCCGCAAGGCUGCGCUCCGUGAGCUCGGCAAGGUCGGCAAGGCCGCCAAGUUCAACAACUGGGAGAACGUGCGCGACAUCCGCCUGUUGGUCGAGCCUUUCACCAUUGAGAACGAGCUCCUGACCCCUACCAUGAAGCUCAAGCGCCCUCAGACCGCCAAGCUGUACCGCAAGGACAUUGACGAGAUGUACGCCGCCAUCGAAGCCGCCGCCCCGAAGGCCAAGAUCUAA
Messenger RNA from Dissoconium aciculare CBS 342.82, 2286 nucleotides. Its product is annotated as long-chain-fatty-acid-CoA ligase/ protein binding protein. Gene Ontology annotation, cellular component: endoplasmic reticulum; membrane. The record is from RefSeq and is a predicted model, not a curated record. Bases 1 to 2286 code for a protein of 761 amino acids. Gene Ontology annotation, biological process: long-chain fatty acid metabolic process. NCBI's taxonomy places the organism in Eukaryota, Fungi, Ascomycota, Dothideomycetes, Mycosphaerellales, Dissoconiaceae. Gene Ontology annotation, molecular function: long-chain fatty acid-CoA ligase activity. The transcript has 4 exons.